This is a messenger RNA of Mus musculus (house mouse), 4045 nucleotides long. RefSeq names its product coagulation factor XIII, A1 subunit (gene F13a1). The record is from RefSeq and is a predicted model, not a curated record. Gene Ontology annotation, biological process: blood coagulation, fibrin clot formation. Gene Ontology annotation, molecular function: protein-glutamine gamma-glutamyltransferase activity. Gene Ontology annotation, cellular component: cytoplasm; extracellular region. Bases 984 to 2456 code for a protein of 490 amino acids. NCBI's taxonomy places the organism in Eukaryota, Metazoa, Chordata, Mammalia, Rodentia, Muridae. The transcript is spliced from 11 exons.
CCUUACCUAGAUUUUUUUUUCCAGAAAAUAUCCAGAAGUGUUCCUGUCGGUUGCAAUCUCAAAUUACUAUGUAGGGACAAAAGCAGAUAACAGUAAUUCCUUAAGAUAUUAUAAUUUUAACUAUUCAACUUGCUAUUUCUGACUCUGGUUUAAGUGACAUUUCCACAGAUACAUAAAUGUCCUGUGAUCUGGACAUAUUAGUUGGUUAUCAACAGGAAAGGGAUGAGCGUUUUAUCCUUCAGGGGUGUCUGGAAGAAAUGCCUGGAACUGAGCAUUGUUGCUCUGACUUCCCAGGGAGAGAUUUCUUGGUAUCUGAUUACAGUAGGUCACAUAAUAUUGCCUUGGCAACUGAAGCUCAUAUGGAAUCUCCCUGUCUCCCUCUCGCAGUAUAACUGUCAAUCCCAUCAGGAACUUUUAUCACCAUGCACAGUUUAGGGACUAGCUUCACCCUGGCCCCUAAGAAUUACAUUCUGUAUUUGGGCUUGCCCAUCUGCAUCUCUGAUGUCCUGUGAAAAUAUAGUCUAUGGGACUUGAUUUGUUUUUUUAAUUCAUGUCUGACCCUCUAGUCACCAUCCUACCUCUUUCUAAGUGACAUGCCACCUUUAUUAUCGAUUGUUGGUUACCCUUGCCUCAAGUCCCCAUGACCUAGCCUUUAGGUGCUGCCUUUGUUUUCUGUUGCUAUAAAAGAAAAACUAAGGCUGGAUUCUUGAUCAAAGAAAGGGGUUUAUGUACCUCAUUGUUUUGGAAGCUUAAAGUCCCAGAUUGGGCAGUUGGAUCUGGUCAACCUUUGCAAAGAUCCCCUUAAUGUCAUUACAACUUAAUCAAGAAAGAAAGGAGGAACUAACCAUGCACAUAACAGGCCAAGCAUAUAGGCUAGCCUUGUUGUAUAACAACAGCUCUGGAGAGAAGCAAUUCACUUCUGGAGACUGCAUUCUUCCCUUCUCAAGUUCGAAGACGGCAUCCUGGAUACUUGCUUGUAUGUGAUGGACAAAGCUGAGAUGGACCUUUCUGGCAGAGGCAACCCCAUCAAAGUCAGCCGAGUUGGAUCAGCAAUGGUGAAUGCCAAGGAUGAUGAAGGUGUUCUUGUUGGAUCAUGGGACAAUGUCUAUGCCUACGGCAUCCCUCCAUCAGCCUGGACAGGAAGUGUUGACAUUCUACUAGAAUACAGAAGCUCGGAAACACCAGUCCGAUAUGGCCAGUGUUGGGUUUUUGCUGGUGUCUUUAACACAUUUUUAAGAUGCCUUGGAAUCCCUGCACGAGUCAUUACCAAUUACUUCUCGGCCCACGACAAUGAUGCCAAUCUGCAAAUGGACAUCUUCCUGGAAGAAGAUGGGAAUGUGAGCUCCAAACUCACCAAGGAUUCGGUGUGGAACUACCACUGCUGGAACGAAGCGUGGAUGACAAGGCCUGAUCUUCCUGUUGGAUUUGGAGGCUGGCAAGCUGUGGACAGCACACCCCAGGAAAACAGUGAUGGCAUGUACCGCUGUGGCCCUGCCUCUGUCCAAGCCGUUAAGCAUGGCCAUGUCUGCUUCCAGUUUGAUGCCCCGUUUGUUUUUGCAGAGGUCAACAGUGAUCUUGUUUACAUCACAGCUAAGCAAGAUGGCACUCACGUGGUGGAAGCCGUGGAUGCCACCCAUAUCGGGAAGCUAAUUGUGACCAAGCAAAUUGGAGGAGAUGGCAUGCAGGAUAUCACGGAUACUUACAAAUUUCAAGAAGGCCAAGAAGAAGAGAGACUAGCCCUUGAAACUGCUCUGAUGUAUGGAGCCAAGAAGACCCUCAACACUGAAGGUGUUGUCAAAUCAAGGUCUGAUGUGACCAUGAACUUUGAUGUGGAAAAUGCUGUGCUGGGAAAGGACUUCAAAGUGACUAUCACCUUCCAGAACAAUAGCUCCAAUCUGUACACCAUCCUGGCCUAUCUUUCUGGCAACAUCACCUUCUACACUGGGGUAUCCAAGAAAGAGUUCAAGAAGGAGUCCUUUGAAGAGACGCUGGAUCCCUUUUCCUCCAAGAAAAAGGAGGUGCUGGUCAGAGCGGGCGAGUACAUGAGCCACCUUCUAGAACAGGGCUUCUUGCACUUCUUCGUCACGGCACGCAUCAACGAGUCCAGGGAUGUCCUGGCCAAACAAAAGUCCAUAAUACUGACUAUCCCCAAGAUCACCAUCAAGGUCCGAGGUGCUGCCAUGGUUGGCUCUGAUAUGGUUGUGACUGUUGAGUUCACUAAUCCUUUAAAAGAAACACUACAAAAUGUCUGGAUUCAUUUGGAUGGUCCUGGAGUGAUGAGACCCAAGAGAAAGGUGUUCCGUGAAAUCCGGCCCAACACCACGGUGCAGUGGGAAGAAGUCUGUCGGCCUUGGGUCUCUGGCCAUCGGAAGCUGAUUGCCAGCAUGACCAGUGACUCCCUGAGACAUGUGUAUGGAGAGCUGGAUCUUCAGAUUCAAAGACGACCUACUAUGUAAAUUCCCAGAAGGCUCAAGUGGGCUGGGGCACAUGGCCUCUUGCAGUCUUGGCUAUGGAGAUUCUAAUGCAAAACAUAGCUAGCUCUUGCUUUAAUUUGGGUGUGAAGACUGAGACCGAUUCCAGCAUAGAGAUGCUAUGUAUUUCAUAGGCACACCUUUCCAACCAAGCUAUUGGACAAGGGAGUUAGAUUUGAGUUGUUCCACCUUCCAAUGGAUCUGAACGUUAGCUUUAAUUAUGCUAUAAUUAAGCCUUCGUAGCUCAUAAGAGUGAAAGUCAUCAUUUAUCAUUGCAAAUGGCUGUAGCUCCACAGAUCAGAGGGCUUCCCUUGAGCAGGAGGGAUGUGCCCAGUACCUGGCCUCAAUUAAGAAUUCUGAUUCCCCACUCAGUCAUUUAAGGGUAACAUACUCUCCAAAGAAAAGGGUGUUCACAAUUGAAUCCUUAUAAUUCUAUUCCCCUUUCUUGGAAUCAGGCUGAACACUCUGUGUUAAAAUAUUUUUUCCAGGAAUUAAGCAAGACAUCAUUUUUCUUCUUGGCAAAGCCAGAGAAAGGUCUUUCAUCUUGCACCUGCAGCCAAGGAACUGCCUGCCAAAUUUCACAGAUUACCUUGUGAGAAGAUGUGGCCCCACAUUAACAAAUUGCAUUUGUGGGGAACUUAAUCACCUAAGAGGAGAUAAGAAAGCAGGUGCGGUGCUCAGAUCUAUUAAAUAAUGUAGUUUAUGGUGCAUUUUAUAGGUGUCACACUGUGUCCUGAUCAGCAAAAUGAAUAACCUUACUUUAACCCUUUCUCGGGAAGAGAACUAGAAAGUAAGGGCACUGAUUUGGGAUUGGAGACCUAAGGAAUUAGCACCCUUGCUUGGUGAUUAUACUUCACCUGUUUCUCUGAGGUCAUCACAUUCACCCAAUGCCACUGUCAAAAAGAAAAACAGCUUGAGAAACUUGCAGAUUCAGUAGACAGUUGAAGAUCAAACAGAUUCUGAUUUUCCUUUUUCUUCAUAUUUCCUAUACCAAGCCCUUGUCUAAACCCUUGAGUGCUGAGAGCUAAGGCAGAUUCAGCCUUGCAAAAGGCCAGCGUUACUCUUGACUGAAGGACAGAGGGCACCCAAAUCCUUUACCUUAUGUGCCAAGGCUCCAACAGACAAGAUUAUUGGUACCUCUUUGUAGGGCAGAUUUAUAGUUAUAAUUCCCCAUUUAAAUGCCUUGGGAGUGACUUAGGUCAGGUGACUAUGAAGAAAAAAAAGAACAAAAAGAAAGGAAAGGAAGAAGGAAGGAAAGAAGGAAGGAAAGGAGGGAGGGAGGGAGACUGUAAGAGGGAAGUUAUGGAAGAGAAGAUAACAGAAUGUUCUAGUCUGUAGCUAUGCUCUGGUUUACUUCUAAGUCAUUGAUAGGUUCCUGGGAACUUAGUACUAACCCCCGAGGUUCAGCAGAUUCUAUAAGCAAAACUCCAUGAAGUCAUCUCUCAGCAUUAGCAUCUAAUUCCAAAUGAAAUGCAUUUUGCUAGACUUUAAAACAGCUUAACUUAGUAUGUUGUUAUUAAUGAGAGUAUAAUCAAUGCCUAUAAUAAAGUUAAUCUGAUUACAUGUGCCCAGAA